Clunio marinus is the source of this 1024-nucleotide messenger RNA. The record is from the annotation of a GenBank genome assembly. Lineage: Eukaryota; Metazoa; Arthropoda; Insecta; Diptera; Chironomidae.
AUGUAAAAAUAUUUGUUGACUUACAUUGUGACACUAAUUAGUGUUUUAUUUUUUGUUAAUACUAAUUAAAUACCUAUCAAAACAAAGAAAAUAUUUAAGAAGCUAUGGGCGAAUGCGAGGAAGAUCAAGAAUUGAGGGAAAGGCUUAAAAUAGGUCCUCAGGCAAAUGUUGAUUAUCCAAUUAAUGUUUUGUAUUGCGGAAAUUGUAAAAUGCCUAUUGAGUACUGUGAGUUCUGGCCAGGCUAUGAGAAAUGUAAACAAUGGCUUGAGAAAUUUUAUCCUGAAGAGUUCUCAAAGCUGACUUUAAGAGAAAAUGCAGCAAUGGAAGCAGAAAGAUCAGCUGAAAGUUCAAGAGAAAAGAGUGAAUCACCAGAUAAAAAAGACAAAAGGCGUCAAAGGAGAGGUGGAAAAGGACAAAAGAAGGAAGAUUCGUUUAAAGAAAAAAGAAUUUCUGUGAUGAUAGCACCACGAAGCAGAAGGAAAGUUGAGACGGUUAUCUCAGGCCUUGAAGACUUCGGUAUUGAUCUCAAAGUAGCAGUCAAAGUCUUUGGGACAAAAUAUGCUUGUGGUUCAUCGAUAACUGACGAAAAUGAGAUUUCUAUUCAAGGAAAUGUCAAAGCUGAUGUUAUAGAAUUUAUUGCACAUAAAUGGCCGGAAUUGAAAGAUGUUAUUGAUGAUAAUGGCGAUUAUAGGAAUACUUUUAACAUUUGAUUAUAUUACAUUUACAUGCUAUCUCUAACUUCUGUUCAACUGAAAUUAAGCAUCAAUUUUUAUGUACAAGUUUUAUAAACAUUCUAAAAAGUUAUUGAUUGAGAUGUUUAGAGAAAAAUUCGUUUCUGACCUAGAACAAUGAUGUUUUUAUUCCGAACGGAACGCAGAAGAAGUCAAAGAUCGUCAGCGUCAUAUGGAUUCAGCGUCUUAACUGAUUGAAUUCAUUCCGAAUGGAAUGUCUGGUGCAGUCGUCUCAACGAAGGCCAAAGAAGUUCAAUCGGAGAGAAUGGUAGAAUUUCAUAAAAUUCAUUGUC